AAAAAAAAAAGGUUUUCGGCGAGAAAAAGCUGACGAGCCCGCUCAUUGUUCCGAGUCACAAUGACACAGGUCAUGGGUGGGUUAUAAAGGCAGCUUGGAGCCCACGGCUGCCCGCUGCAGCGUUACAAAAGCAAGCCGACACAAUGGGGAAGAUCAUUUUCUACGAGGACAAGAACUUCCAGGGCCGCUCCUAUGAGUGCAGCAGCGAGUGCUCGGACCUGCACUCCCACUUCAGCCGCUGCAACUCCAUCAGAGUGGACACCGGGGACUGGAUGGUCUACGAGAGACCCAACUACUCCGGCUACCAGUACUUCCUGAGGAAGGGAGACUACUCAGACUACCAGCGCUGGAUGGGAUUCAACGACUGUGUGCGAUCCUGCCGUAUGAUCCCCAUGCACCAAGGCUCUCACAAGAUGACCAUCUACGAGCGCCCGGAGUUCGGAGGACAGAAGAUGGAGCUGACCGACGACUGCCCGUCCCUCUACGAACGCUUCCAUCAGAACGACAUCUACUCCUCCAACGUGACGGACGGCUGCUGGAUCUUCUACGAGCACCCCCACUUCAGGGGCCGCCAGUACCUGAUGAGCCCCGGGGAAUACCGCCGGUUCCACGAGUGGGGCAGCAUGAGUCCCAGGGUGGGAUCCAUCAAACGUAUCACCAUGUGAGAAAAGCUGUACGUUAACUAAUCCAUGAAAUCAAUAAAUACAAUUUAAAACAA
Molecule: messenger RNA, 718 nt
Organism: Cololabis saira (Pacific saury)
Lineage: Eukaryota; Metazoa; Chordata; Actinopteri; Beloniformes; Belonidae
Product: gamma-crystallin M2-like
Exons: 3
Coding region: 144-665 (173 amino acids)
Biological process (GO): lens development in camera-type eye; visual perception
Molecular function (GO): structural constituent of eye lens
Source: RefSeq, a predicted model, not a curated record